AUGACUCAUUUGUCAUCACCCGUAAACUGUUGGAUCUCAUGUCGAUUUCCAUUGAUUAUUCUUUGGUUCGUCUCCGUAAUCGCUCAGAAACAGUAUCAUCGAUCCCUCAGGAUCAGUGUUUUCUACCGUUCCAAUUUACAGCUCCUGGAUCGAGCAGCAGCUCAGUUGUAUUACGAUUGCGCCAAUAACUAUCCUUACGUAAAAUUAUGUGAAGCAUUUGGUCUACCUGAUUAUGCGUCAACGUGGUUUAAGUUGACAAUCAUGCACAUUUGGAUGGUGCUGAUGCGAUUGCACGUCUCGCUGGAGGUGCAUUCGUAUAUACGGCUGCAGCGAAGUCUUCUUGCGGUGAUGUGGAUGGACGUUGAUAAGAGAUUAGAAGUGAUUGGAAAGGAAAUAAAACAGUCGCUAACAUCCUACGGCGAUAUGAAACAUAUGCAUGGAUUACAUCUGCAAACAUUGCUCGAAUAUGACGAAGGAUAUCUCUCGGACGAUACCGUGCUGGCAGGUGCUAUUUGGCGAUGUCUGUAUUUGCAGAGAAGUUAUGAUCCGAUUUAUGUGAAUAGAGUGAUCCUGUACAUUCGUUCAACGAUGGCGUAUUUGGAUUCACUUGAUUUGAAUGAUAUCCUCGUGGAUGGCAUAAAGGAAUGGAAAACUAUGAAACCAACAGUGACUGAUGUGAAAAAGUUCGAUGAUUGCGAUCGAAAACGGAGAGAGUAUGAGGAAAAAAAGAUCAUUAGUUGA
Messenger RNA from Anisakis simplex (herring worm), 741 nucleotides. Lineage: Eukaryota; Metazoa; Nematoda; Chromadorea; Rhabditida; Anisakidae. The record is from the annotation of a GenBank genome assembly.